Molecule: messenger RNA, 2021 nt
Organism: Psammomys obesus (fat sand rat)
Lineage: Eukaryota; Metazoa; Chordata; Mammalia; Rodentia; Muridae
Product: NACHT, LRR and PYD domains-containing protein 1b allele 4-like
Exons: 3
Cellular component (GO): cytoplasm
Source: RefSeq, a predicted model, not a curated record
GAGCCAUUCCAGAAACAUUUGACAAGCGAGAAAGAAAACGUCUUUACUCCACACAGUCCUUGACAAGGAAGAAUUUGUUCCAAAAUUUCACACAGCUACUACUCCUACAAAAUUCUUGCCCAAGAGUCUGGGAGACCUUGGUCAGGAAAAGCAGGCAUCAGUAUGGACCAGAGGAGAAAGGACGUCUGAUUGAGAUGCAAGACUUAUUUGCCCCAAGCCCGGGUACCCAGGAAGAGCCUCAGCUCGUCAUAUUGUAUGGGGCUGCUGGGACUGGGAAGUCAACACUGGCGAGGCAUGUGAGCAGAGCCUGGAGGCGAGGCCAGCUCUACAGGGACCGUUUCCAGCAAGUCUUCUUCUUCAGCUGCAGGGAGCUGGCCCAGUGCCAGCAGCUGAGUCUGGCAGAGCUCAUAGCACAGGGCCAGACUCUGCUCACAGCUCCCAUCAGGCAGAUCCUGGCUCAGCCUGAGAAGCUGCUCUUCAUCCUGGAUGGCAUAGAUGAGCCAGCAUGGGUCUUGGAGGGGCAGGAUCCUGAGCUGUGUCUGCACUGGAGUCAGACACAGCCAGUGCACACGCUCCUGGGCAGUUUGCUGGGAAAAUCUGUCCUCCCGGGGGCUUCCUUCCUGCUCACAGCUCGGACCACAGCUCUCCAGAGGCUCAUUCCUUCCUUGAGGCGGCCGCGUUGGGUGGAAGUCCUGGGCUUCUCUGAGUCAGGACGGAAGGAAUAUUUCAACAAAUAUUUUCUUGAGGAAAGAAAAGCAAUCGAAGCUUUUCAUUUAGUUGAAUCAGACCCAGUGCUCUCGACCCUGUGUCAGGUCCCCUGGGUGAGCUGGCUGGUCUGCACUUGCCUGUCACAGCAGAUGGAGCAGGGAGGACAUCUCUUCCUGGCCUCACAGACCACCACCACUCUCUGCCUGAAAUACCUUUCCCAGACAAUCCAAGGUCAGCACCUGGAGAACCAGCUCAGGGCUCUCUGCUCAGUGGCUGCUGAGGGGAUUUGCAGAAGAAGGACCUUGUUCAGUGCAAUUGACCUCCAUAAGCAAGGAUUAGUUAAGGCUGACAUUGGCAAUUUCCUGAAGAUCAGUGUCCUUCAACAGCAGCCCGGCUCUCUGAGCUGCAGCUUUGCCCACUUGUGUCUCCAGGAGUUCUUUGCAGCGAUGGCCUGUAUCUUCAGGGAUACUUUGGAAAGAUGUGGUAAUAUAGAAAAGGACAGAAUUAUGGAAAAUCUGAGACGAAGGUACAAGAGUCAUGAGCUGUGUGAGGCACCCAUUAUACAGUUCUUAUUUGGACUCUCGAGUGAAGAAGGACUGAGAGAAAUGGAGAGGAUCUUUGCCUGCAGGCUGCCCUGGAAGCCAAAGUUGACACUUGUGUCUGACAUCCUCGGGAAAACCCUACCCCAUCAACUGUAUUCUCUGGGUUUGUUCCACUGUCUGUUUGAGCAUCGGGAGGAGAAACUCCUGAAAAGGGUGAUGCAUGAUCUUGAAGAAGGAACUGCUCAAGUCCUAAUGGGGGUGAAGGAACCAGUAUUUCAGCCAAAUAUUGUAUAUCUGGUGGUGAGGUCAGAGGUGGAGCUCAUGGUGGUCACUUUCUGCAUUAGGUUCUGCUGCUGUGUGAGAAGCCUUCAGCUCCAUGAGGGUGAACCGAGGACACAAGCACUGCCAGUUCCCAGGAUGGUUCUAUCCAGAUGGACUCCUAUUACUGACGCCAGCUGGAAGAUUCUCUUCUUCAAUCUUAAAUUCACUAGAAACCUGGAGGAGCUGGACCUCAGUGGAAAUGCCCUGAGGCACUCUGCAGUGAAGCAUCUUUGUAGAACCCUGAGACACCCUGGUUGCAAACUAAAGACCUUGUGGCUUGUCGACUGUUGCCUCAAAUACAAGAAUUGCAAAAUCCUGGCCUCAGUGCUUGGGGCCUGCUCCAGCCUGGUUGAGCUAGACCUGCAGCUGAAUGACCUGGGAAACCAUGGUGUGAAGCUGCUGUGUAAGGCACUCAAGAAUCCUGCUUGUAACCUCAGCAUCCUGAGGUAA